This is a messenger RNA of Drosophila miranda, 4140 nucleotides long. It is a transcript of the gene Tbc1d8-9, whose product is annotated as TBC1 domain family member 9. The record is from RefSeq and is a predicted model, not a curated record. Bases 1 to 3900 code for a protein of 1299 amino acids. The transcript has 10 exons. Lineage: Eukaryota; Metazoa; Arthropoda; Insecta; Diptera; Drosophilidae. Gene Ontology annotation, molecular function: calcium ion binding.
AUGUGGAUUGAGCCGAAGGAGUUGCUGUUGCCGUCGACGUUUUGGAUUGCCGAAAUGUACUCCAGGUACUUCGUGCUACAGAAACGUCGCGGCCACGGCGAGUCGCGCGGCUUUGGGUCCAUGCUGGUGGGCACCUACGACAGUGUUUGGAACACCAAGCCGGCUCCGUAUCGCAUUGUACACCGGACACCGUCCUCGGAAGUUUCUUACGAAAUCGCCAUUGGAAUAACGCAGGAUGAGAUUGCAAAGGACUGGGAAUGGCUGCAGGCGAACCUCUUCAAUGUGCUCAACGAAAUGGAGAACGAGGACGAGGUUACAAACUUUACUAUAUGCAAAAUCAAAUCGCUCUACACACAAAAUAAUCAAGAUGAAACUGGCGAAACGGCCGACUUCAAGGUGAUGACCUCUCAGUUUAGAAAAACCUUCAAAAUGCCGGAGGAAGAGCGUCUGGUCAACUCCUACUCGGCCACAUAUGUGAAGAAUAAGAUACCGCGUCAGGGUCAGCUAUACAUCUCUUUGAAUCACGUCUGCUUCUACUCGUAUAUGCUGGGUCAUGAGGUCAAGAGGAUAAUACGCUUUGCCGAGCUGGAGGACAUCAGUCGGAAUGCAAAUACGAUUUACUUGAAGACCACGAACAAUAUGACAUACAAUUUUACGCUGAUCUUCAAUGCCGGCGAGGCGCAUCUGCUGAUCGAGCAGCUCAACAAAAUGGCCAUACAACAGCUGAUCCAGGAUCCAGAGAGUCCAGUGGUCGAUCAUGAUCCGUCGAACUUUGCCCGACUGGGCGCUAAAUCAUCGAAGAAACCGGUUCUGCUCAGGGAUCUGACAGCCCGCCAGAAGUCCGAGGAGUUUCGCAUUUAUUUCCGCUUACCCCAAACGGAGAUAAUCGAUGGGAAGAUCAAGGCAAACAUUUGGACACCCUACUCGAAACGGUUUAAUGCUGGCUACAUAUAUUUGUCGCCCAAUUUCUUUUGCUUCCGCAGCGAUGUCAAGGACUUGGUUAGUGUGGUCAUACCCAUGAAAACAAUAAAGAGUGUGGAGAAGAAGGACGAUGGGCAGCAGCGUUUUGACAAUCAAAUUGUCAUCAUCACGUCGGAGAAUGUGCCUUUCAUGUUUGCCCAGAUCGUCGAUAGAGAGGUGCUGAUAUCAAAAAUAACAGAUCUACUCUCCCGCAUUCAUGUUCCCGUGAGUCGGGAACGUGCCAAGUACGACAUCUCCUGGAGCAAGCAGACAGCCUUGAUGAACACAUUCAAGACACAGUUCAGUUCUGACAUAAUCAGGAAUCAGGAGGAGAAGAUGGUGCGUUGGGAGGCGCAUUUCCGUGACUUUGGACGCGGCAUUGGCAUGUUCCGCACCACCGAUGUCAUAAAUCUCAUUGUGGAGGGCAUUCCGGACCAGUUGCGUCAGGAGAUUUGGUUGAUAUUCUCCGGUGCCAUUCACGACAAGGAAAUGAAUCCCGGAUUGUACGAGGAUCUGGUGGAGAAGGCUGCCUGCAUUAAGGAUUGCUUUGCUCACGACGAAAUCGACAGGGAUCUGCCCCGUUCACUGCCCGAGCAUCCGGCAUUCCAGAGCACAGACGGCAUUGGCGCACUGAGGCGCGUCCUGCAAGCCUAUGCCCUGCGCAAUCCGCAGGUGGGUUACUGCCAGGCCAUGAACAUUGUCUCGUCGGUAUUCCUGCUGUUCUGCGACGAAGAGAACGCCUUCUGGAUGCUGGCCAGCCUGUGCGAGAACCUCUUGCCGGACUACUACAAGGACAAGGUGGUGGGGGCACAGAUUGAUCAGGGCGUGCUCAAUGAACUGGUCGAAACUCAUCUGGCCGAUCUGCACGAGCAUCUGGAGCAGCUGGGCGUCAUCAAAAUGAUCUCCAUUUCGUGGUUCCUCACCAUCUUCAUGAGCGUGAUCAGCUACGAGAGCUCGCUACACAUACUCGACUGUUUCUUCUACGAGGGCGCCAAGAUCAUUUUUAUGGUGGCUUUGCAGAUCAUCGAAUGGAAUCGCGACAAGCUGCUCAAGUGCCAGGACGAUGGCGAGGCCAUGCUGGUGCUGCAAAACUAUCUGGAGGGCAUUUACAAUCCCGACUAUCAAGUGCCGCCCUCCACUGACAAACGCAAGAUGGAACGCUCACAGACGCAAACUGUGCAGACCCUCAUCCACGAGGCGUACACAAAAUUCGGCGAGGAACUGACCCAGCAGCGCAUCGAGGAGCUGCGCAACAAGCACCGACGCCUGACCAUGCGUCAGUUUGACAUUGACAACGAGAAGACCAUUGUCAAGGCCUAUUUACAGAAUCCCUAUUUCGAUCGAAACGAGCUGCACAUGCUGCUCACCAUCAUCCGAGAGGAAAAACACGCGUUGAAGUCCAUGCAGCAGCAGCAGAAGGCACAAUGUUCGCUGUCGGAGACGCCGCAGCUGCUGCAUCAUCAAUCGCCCACCAGGGUACCGAAUGACCCUGUCCCUGGUGGCAGUAAUGGCAGAUACGAGGCCUACUGGGUCAACUAUGAGGUAUUCCACACACUCUUCACAGAGCUAACUCCCUGGCGGAAGUGUGUCAGCGUGGACCUUGGCGAAAAGUUGUUCAGGCUCACAGACAAGAAGGGUACUGGAUAUCUGGAUUUUGGACAGCUUAUCAAUGCCCUGGGCUUGGUUUGCUCCUCCAAGAGCAUGGAGAAAUUGAAAUUGCUUUAUGUGUUGCAUUUGCCGCCUCUGUUAUCCAAGGCGGAAAUCGAACGAUCACGUCGUCCGCGUCCACGGACCAAAGAUGAUGCCGAGGAGGCCUUUGAGGCGGAAGAUUUCUUUGACGACGAUGCUUCAGAGUCCAUGGAGGCUUUGCCCUCGCCCUCGGAUCAUCAAUUUGAUGCCGAUGACUAUGCUCUGAUCAGUGCCACACAGCAUUUGCAUAAUCUGGCGGGUAUAUCGGGCAAUACGUUCAUGGAUCUAUCGCGCAACACGCCCAAUUUGUCGCUGAAUUCCAACACCUCCUCGCUGGCGCAGCGCAAUUCAACAUUCUAUGUGGAUCUGCCAGCAGCAGCACUCCCGGGUACUACUACUGCUACUGCAACACGCUCCGAUGCUGGGCGGGAUGACGACGGCCAAGAGUUCGGCCUACGCCAGCAGGGACGUUACGAAUCGAUUGACACAUUUUCGGAUAUUUCAGAUCUGGGAGCGGCACGAAUGACUCCGCCGCCGGGAGCGACUGCUGGAGCAGCCUCAGCUUCCGCUGCUGCUGCUGCUGCAGCCGAUAAAAUGCUUCUGAAUGUCGAGACUAUAUCGAAUUUCUCACAGAUCAGUGACCUGGUUGCUGCCACGCGACUGGAUCGUGCCGACUCGAAUGCCACGGAUUCGAGAAGCCUGGGCAGCCUCGGCUAUCUGCUCGACCAGCCCGAUGAGGGGGCCUCGGGCUCGCAUCAGACCAUUCCGCAUUUGCGCAAGGAGAACUUCCAGCUGCUGUGGCGCAGCAUCAUCGAGAUCAUGGGCUGUGUGCAGGACGAGGAGAUGCGAAUGGCAUAUGAGAAUCUGCUGGAGCUGGGAAACAGCAACAUCAAAAAGGAACCCAGCCUAGAGAGCUUUACCCAACUCAAUUUGGGCGGCAGCGGCGAUGAGCAACCGGAUAGCAAUGGCAACCCCACAACGCCCGCAGCAGAGCACAGCAGCACCACCCGUCUAUUUGUGGCACUCGAGGAGGAGCUCCGUCAGGCCGGCGGGAAGGCCAGCAGCAGCAGGGAUAGCAGCAGUAGCAGCACAAACACCUCCGAGGCCUGGCACAUAUCCAUCAAUCAAUUUAUAGCCACGGUUCUCACCGUGAAUACCAUUGUACAAGGUUUCCAAACACCCAUCCAAAUAACCGAACAGGUCGAACAGCUCCAGAAGAAGCGACGCAAAUGUCUAUCCACCAAUUACUAAAUACCAGCCCCGCCAUCAGUCCCGUCCCCCGCCCCAUCCCAGUACAAUAAUCCCCGCUACCAAAUCCUAGCCGGAAAUCUGUAUUAACUCCCCCUCCGCUCGAUCUAUCUACCCUUGUGCAAUGUGGUAAGCUUUUAAUCGUAUCCAUGUUUUGUGUAUGUAUAUUGUACUCGUAUUGCCUCUACCUUAAAUUAAGACAAUUGUUUGUGAAUAUAAUUCUAUUAUUCCUAUUAUCAAAAA